GUUCUCCAUGCCCAUCUUUGUCCCCUUCCGACAUAAUGUUAAGCUCGCUAUUUCCUCUUCCCGCCUUGCAGGAAUGUGCCGGGGAGCCACUCUUCAUGCUGUACUGUGCCAUCAAGCAACAGAUGGAGAAAGGACCCAUCGACGCCAUCACUGGGGAGGCGCGUUACUCUCUGAGUGAAGACAAGCUUAUUCGCCAGCAAAUUGACUACAAGACGGUGACCCUGAACUGUGUGAACCCGGAGAAUGAGAAUGCCGCUGAGAUUCCUGUCAAGGUGUUGAACUGUGACACUGUCACGCAAGUGAAGGAUAAACUGUUGGACGCGUGUUACAAAGGUGUCCCUUACUCGCAACGCCCAAAGGCAGCAGAUAUGGAUCUCGAAUGGCGCCAGGGAAGAAUCGCAAGGAUAAUUCUCCAAGAUGAAGAUGUGACGACAAAGAUAGAUAAUGACUGGAAACGUCUGAAUACAUUGGCACACUACCAGGUUACAGAUGGAUCUUUGAUAGCACUUGUACCGAAACAGACCUCAGCCUAUAAUAUCUCCAAUUCCUCCACCUUCACCAAAUCUCUCAGCCGUUACGAGAGUAUGUUGCGCACUGCCAGCAGCCCGGACAGUCUGCGGUCUCGGACCCCCAUGAUCACCCCAGACCUGGAGAGCGGAACCAAACUCUGGCACCUGGUCAAGAACCACGAUCACAUGGACCAGAGGGAAGGGGACCGAGGCAGCAAGAUGGUGUCUGAGAUCUAUCUGACCCGCCUCUUGGCCACCAAGGGAACCCUGCAGAAGUUUGUGGAUGACUUGUUUGAGACAAUAUUCAGUACAGCACACAGAGGGAGUGCCCUUCCUCUUGCAAUCAAAUACAUGUUUGACUUUCUGGAUGAACAGGCCGACAAACACCUAAUCACUGACCAUGAUGUGCGACAUACCUGGAAGAGUAACUGUCUACCUCUACGAUUUUGGGUGAAUGUUAUCAAAAAUCCGCAGUUUGUGUUUGACAUUCACAAGAACAGUAUUACGGACGCCUGUCUCUCAGUGGUAGCCCAGACAUUCAUGGACUCCUGUUCCACCUCUGAACAUAAACUGGGCAAGGACUCACCCUCCAACAAACUACUGUACGCGAAAGACAUUCCAAACUACAAAAACUGGGUGGAGAGGUACUAUGCAGACAUCUCCAAGAUGCCUGUGAUUAGUGACCAGGAUAUGAGCGCUUACCUGGCCGAGCAGUCUCGCCUACACUUGAGCCAGUUCAACAGCAAUAGUGCAUUGCAUGAGAUCUACACCUACAUCAACAAGUACAGAGACGAGAUCUUAUCAACUCUAGAGAAGGAUGAGCAGGCACGGAGGCAGAGACUGCGGAGUAAGCUGGAACAAGUGAUUGACGCUAUGGCAUGUAGCAGCUGAGGCUUCACCAGGAGAGGAGCGAUGGAGGAGAAAGCGAGGGUGGGACGGGGUGGGCGAAGAAAGACAGAGAGAGCUCAGUUGUCACUUGGAGCCUAGUAGGCUGACUGUCUGUCUGUCUGUCUGUCUGUCUGUGUGCGCGCGGGUUGGGGAGGGAGGGGUGGGUGGGGAGGGUGAAUGGGGGGUGGGUUCAUGGGCGGGGGAAAGCGCGGGGAUAAGGGAGACAGAAACGUGAACGGAGCAGUGUGCACAUCGGGUCUAGCAGAGGCCCGGGGAACCGAGCGGGUCCAGGGGUACGGGAGUUCAGCAGUCGGCAGAUUCCACGCCCCCAGCUGCAUUGGCCGGGCGCUGAAGUCACGUAACCUGGGACUGGGCAGGGCUGGAGUGGGGGCUGUCAGGGGAUGGGGGUAGGUAACUCGGGGAGAGGAGUCCCUGAGCUGAUGAGAUGCUGGGACAUGAACUGGACAGCUGUUCUCCUCAGUUAGUGUUACUGCUAAAAUUUGCACAAUUUACAAUUUAAAAAAAAGGAAGAGAAAAAAGUAUGAAAAAAAAGAGAAGUGAUUCCACUUUUAAAAAAGAUUGAUAUAGAACUGAGUUCCAUGAGCUUUGAUAUAUUUCCAAAACAAUGUGUUUUGUGCCAUCAUUUUCAUUUGAAUGUUCUUUAGUGAAAA
Messenger RNA from Chiloscyllium plagiosum (whitespotted bambooshark), 2068 nucleotides. The record is from RefSeq and is a predicted model, not a curated record. Lineage: Eukaryota; Metazoa; Chordata; Chondrichthyes; Orectolobiformes; Hemiscylliidae.